Molecule: messenger RNA, 3232 nt
Organism: Lemur catta (Ring-tailed lemur)
Lineage: Eukaryota; Metazoa; Chordata; Mammalia; Primates; Lemuridae
Product: heparan-sulfate 6-O-sulfotransferase 2-like
Exons: 2
Coding region: 1-996 (331 amino acids)
Cellular component (GO): membrane
Molecular function (GO): heparan sulfate 6-sulfotransferase activity
Source: RefSeq, a predicted model, not a curated record
AUGCCUGAGUUGCUGGAUGCCCAAGAAUUGGGAGAAAUGUUUCCUCCAAAAACAUCAGCCAACAUUCAGUCAAGCAUGUACAGCGAACUACCACUGCCUCAGAUGGGAAUGAAUACUUCGGAAAAAUGGAACUUCCACUACAUCACCAUUCUCCGAGACCCAGUGUCCCGGUACUUGAGUGAGUGGAGGCAUGUCCAGAGAGGGGCAACAUGGAAAGCAUCCCUGCAUGUCUGCGACGGAAGGCCCCCAACUUCUGAAGAGCUGCCCAGCUGCUACACUGGUGAUGACUGGUCUGGCUGCCCCCUCAAAGAGUUCAUGGACUGUCCCUAUAAUCUCGCCAACAACCGCCAGGUGCGCAUGCUCUCUGACUUGACCCUGGUAGGCUGCUACAACCUCUCUGUCAUGCCCGAAAAGCAAAGAAACAAGGUCCUUCUGGAAAGUGCCAAAUCGAAUCUGAAGCACAUGGCGUUCUUCGGCCUCACUGAGUUUCAGCGGAAGACCCAGUAUCUGUUUGAGAAAACCUUCAACAUGAACUUUAUUUCGCCGUUUACCCAGUAUAAUACCACUAGGGCCUCUAGCGUAGAGAUCAACGAGGAAAUCCAAAAGCGUAUUGAGGGACUGAAUUUUCUGGAUAUGGAAUUGUACAGCUAUGCAAAAGAUCUCUUUUUGCAGAGGUAUCAGUUUAUGAGGCAGAAAGAGCACCAGGAGGCCAGGCGGAAGCGUCAGGAACAACGGAAAUUUCUGAAGGGAAGGUUCUUUCAGACCCAUUUCCAGAGCCUGAGCCAGGGUCAGGGCCAGGGCCGGAAUCCGAGUCAGAACCCAAAUCCGAAUGCAAAUCAGAAUCUGACUCAGAAUCUGAUUCAGAAUCUGACUCAGAGUCCGAGCCAGAAGGAGAACCGAGAAAACCAGAAGCAGAGCCCAGGCCAAGAGCAGAACGAUGGCAACACCAGCAAUGGCACCAAUGAUUACAUAGGCAGUGUAGAGAAAUGGCGUUAAAUGGCUCAGAAAGGCUUGUGCACACUUUUCCCAAAGCGCCACUGAAGAGAUGGCAUAUCUUAAAAGAUGAAAGUGUACAAACACAUCCUGCUUCCUUAAUUCUGGAAGUUUAAAAAAGUUUAGAUGUUGCCUUUACAGUUGCCUUUCAAUUAAAUGUUAUACUGUGCGUGGGUCACACAAAUCUUAAUAUACAAUUAAAUUGUCUUUUUUUUUUUUUUGGUUGGACUAUUUAUGAAAUCCAAAAGCCAAACCAGACUCACCAGAAAUUGCUGUUUUUAGCUAUUUUAAGAAGUUCUUAAAUUAGUUAUGGAGACAAACAUGAAAUGUGACCAUUUAACUUAUGGCUAAGAAAUGGACUUUAAAUUAUUCAUGAUGCACUAAGACCCAAUCUUGGAAGCAAACGUUUUUUCCCAGGGGUAAAUAUAAGUAUAAACAUAAAACGGCUAAAACGAAACACAAAACCUUUCAUUUUCUUCUGACUUUAACAAGGAAUCUGUUUAAACAGAAUAACAACUGAUGAUAAAUUUUAUCAAACUGUAAAAAUGAAAAAUUCCUCUCUCAAACAUAGAUAGUUUUAUGUAAAAAUAUUGGCUUUUCAAGAACAGGACUCAUAUCUUAUUAUUUAAGAGAUGUUUAAAAUUUUAAACUUUUUCUAACUUUUACUGCUUAAAGGUUUUAAACAGGGUGUAUCUCAUAUCAAACAAAACACUUUUUUUUUUCUUUUUCUAAAUGGAACACCAACAUAAAGAUCUAAUUUCCAGACACAUUUGGGGCACUGUAAUUUCAACAAUUCUGGAAUCUUUUUGGCGCUGCUUCUCAUUCAUUUUAAGGCUUCUCCAAAUUGUGCUCAUUCCAAACUAACCCAUGUAUAGAAUCUUUCUUCAUCUUCUAAAUGGUGUGUUGCUGAAUUUAUUGUGGUAUAUAAUCCUGGAUUAAAGUCAGGACUUUCUUUCUAUAGAAUUGUCUUAUCAAUGUUUGUGUAGUGAGGUCCUUAUCAAGAAACUCUUGAACAGGAUAAUGUGUCUAAAAAUAUUGCUGAAGUUAUUCUUGAUCAGAUAGACCUGAACCUGAAAUGUGAACUGUUAUUUACCUUUUGCACAUCUUUAUUGUAAUGUUUCCAGUUGGGCUGUCUAUUUCUAGCCCAUUAGUUCUUUUUCAUGUUGACAGAUUUGUAGAAAAUUGCAAGAACCAAAAAUUGUAGAAUAAGCAUUAGGAUAGCCAGAGUUAUGCAGUAACACCAAAAGCUGCACCUUGAUACUUUGGGUAAACCCUUCUACCAGGUUUUUGUUUAACAAAGAACAAAAGUAAAGAGUGUUCUGCAGUGAGGUUGAGUAUCAGGAACAUAUGAGUUAAGGAGAGUGAUUUGGUAGUGUAAGUCUGUGUAAAAACACUUUUAUGGUAUCAAUUACGAAUUGAGCAAGGUUUAAAGAAGUAUGUAACCCGCUAUGCUGUCAAGCAUCAUGAUUCUGGGCAGUUUUCAUUUUAUGGAUUUUGCUACUCUUUUGUAAGCACUUGCACUAACCUCUUGGCUAUAAAUCAAACAAGGUGACUGGAAGUGACAUUUAUGUUUUCAAGAGGGACAUGCUUAGAAGUGUGACCAUAAAGUGAUAUCUUGUACAAUCUGCUUGUGUGUAUAAUCUAGUUUCAUCUGUAAUAAUAUGGCCACAUGUUGAACAAGAAGCUGAGUAUUUGGGAUUAAAAUGGAUUUUCUUGACUCUGAGCUUGUAUCACUAUUUCUAGCUUUUGUUUUGUCUGACAGUAUUGCAGGCCUGGGAAUUCUGAGACCUAAAAAACUAAAAGGAAUUUUUUUAAAAAACACACCUUGAAGUCAAAGUGUUUUAGAGUAAAACUAUUUUGUGUACAUUGUGUUUUUAAAAUAGUCUGUAGAUCACUAUGGUAUUUCAAUUUUGUUUAGUUUUAAUUGAAAAUGUUUGCUCUUAAAACUGAUAGGUACUAUUGGAAAGCAGGAUGAAGCCUGAGCCAGUGGAAAAGCUUGUUACAGAAAAAAAACAUUUUGUGUAUUGCUGUGGUGUGCAUGGUUUGCAAAGAUUAAGUGCAUUUUCUCUGUCUAUACUGAUGAUUGUAUAUAGCGGAUGUUAUAAAUAUACAUUUUUGUCAUCAUAAUGUAAAUCUCAUGAUUUCAUCUGUAAACAUUUGUCCAAUGGUGUAGCUUUACAAACCAUUCACUGAUUUUUGUGUAAUUUAACAAUAGAUAUGAAAUAAAGUUUAAACUACA